AUGAUUAAUUUAAAUGAAGAAGAAAAAUAGCAAUAAAGCAAACUCAUCAAUAUAUUUUUUCAACAUGCCAAAUAAGGACUAAUUAUUUUACUCAUGAAUAAUUUAAUAAACGAAGAAUAUUUUUUUUUACAAAUUACUCUCUAUUUAACUAUCAUUAUGCUUACUUUUAAUUUUAUUGCAGCUAUAUUUUUACUUUGUGUAAAAACAGAUUUUCAUAGAUUGGAAUACUUUCUCAUUUAUACUUUGAAUUUAUUUCUAUUUUUCACUUUAUUAGUGUAUUCAUUAAAAUUCUUUAUUGAACUUAAUAAUACAAACUAAUAACUAUCCAUAUAUGUUAAAACUUAUAUAUUGAUUUUACUUCAAAAAGUAUUAAGUUUUGAUAUUAUUUAUUAGGAAAUAGAGAUUCUUACUAUUAAACUAUUUCCAUAUGAAAUUGCUAAUAGAUAAGUAAACUGUUUCACAUCAUUUAUUUUUGUUUUUUUGAUUCUAUUAGAUGAAGAUCCUAUGCUAUGUAAAUAAUAAUUCUCAGUUUUGCUUCUCUUUCAUUUAAUCAAUCACACUUUCCAAUUGAUUUUUAAUACACUUUUUAAUCUUCUAAUUUUAAAUCAAAAAAAAUCUCAAAAUGAAUUAAGAACAUUUUCAAAGUAAAUUUACUCAUAAUAAAUAUUAGUAUAAUUUUAAUUGUUUUCUUUUUGAUUCACAUCACUUUAUUUAUUUUUACUAUUAUAAAAACUAUAGAAAUUAAAGAUUAAGAAUGCCCUUGUUUACAUUUUACAUUUAAAUUUUACUAAUUUUUUGCUCCAAUCAAUUUUAGUGCAUUUUCAUUUGUCAUUUUAUUUGAAUAUUAGUGGUUCAAAGGAACCCUAAAUUAAUAAGAAACAAUAGAUAAAAACAGUUAAAAUCAAAGUUCUUGUAUAAUAAUAAUUUUAUUGUUAAGAUGCCGCUUCCCUUUAGAAAAAUAAUGUAAUUUAAAAAGAUAGAUAAUCUUUUAAGAGUAUGAGUUCAGUGAUUAACAAUCCUAUGGAUAAUAGUGAAUGCAACUCUUAAGCACCAAAUUUUGGAAAGUAUAUUAACAAUUGUUAUUUAUUUAGAGAUGAAAAUAAAUAAUUAUAAAAAUUAGGGACGAGUUAAUUUGGUGCUUCAUAAUAUAAUUAAGGGAUGGAGCACUCUUGGGCAAAUGUCUAUCACUAAAAUCCUUUUAAUUAAUAAGAAAGUAAAGAAAUCAACAACAACUAAAAGAGGGAAAGCAAAUCAGUUGAUGAUAGUUUUAUCAGAUAAGAAGAAUCCUAAUUACCAGAGAAUUUAUCUUAAUUAAAUAACCCAAUGGACUCAGACAGUUAAAUUCUAAAAUGA
Paramecium sonneborni is the source of this 1353-nucleotide messenger RNA. NCBI's taxonomy places the organism in Eukaryota, Ciliophora, Oligohymenophorea, Peniculida, Parameciidae. The record is from the annotation of a GenBank genome assembly.